GUUACACAGCGGAAGACGCCACUUCCUCACACAGACACGACACACACACACUCCUCCGACUGCCCGACGCAGGUAAACACACACUGCAUGUCUGCGUCCCUCCGUCCUCUGGUGCGGGAUGGAGGCGUUCAGCUCCAAGGACAUGGCCAUGAAGGCCCAGAAGAAGAUCCUCAGUCACAUGGCCAGCAAGUCCAUGGCUCACAUGUUCAUCGACGACAACAGCAGUGAGGUUCUGGACGAGCUGUACCGCGUCUCCAAAGAGCACUCGGGGAACCGCGCCGAGGCCCAGAAGGUGGUGAAGAACAUGAUCAAGAUCGCCGUGAAGGUGGGAGUCCUGUUCCGACACGAGAAGUUCAGCGCGGAUGAGCUGAGUCUGGCGCAGGACUUCAGGAAGAAGCUGCAUCACGGAGCCAUGACGGCCAUCAGCUUCCAGGAGGUGGAGUUCACGUUCGAUAAGAGCGUCAUGAUGGAGCUGCUGACGGACUGUCGGGAUUUAAUGCUGAAGCUGGUGGAGAAACACUUGACGCCCAAGUCUCUGGACCGCAUCCGUCACGUGUUCAACCAUUACGCGGACCCGGACCUGCUCACACACCUGUACGACCCGCAGGGGACGCUGUGGAGCAACCUGGGCAAGAUCUGCAGCGGCCUGAACCGCAUGAUCGAGGAGGGGAAGCUCUGAGCGCUGGGCGGAGACACGCUCGCGUCUGAUUGGCUGAUCCGCAUUAUCACGGGGCAAAGGAAGAUUUAAAGGGACAGUACGCACAUAAAUGACUUUCUUCUGUGGAACGCUAAAGAACGCUUUAGUUUGGAUCCCAACUUUUGUGUUUCACAGAAGACAUACAGAUCUUUUUAAGAAUUAAAAAAAAAAUCACUUUUUUAAUACAAGUUUUGUUCCUGCAUUUUAACAUGACUUCCGUCCAUCGAUGUUUGCAACUAAAACCAAAGAGAAAUUGAGCAACACUGGAUUUGUGUACAGUUGUAUGUACUAGUGAAAUAAUCCACUUCUGUUUCUCUUUUCAUGUUGCACUGUAUUUUCUUCAACCACAACAGUAUUAGUUAAACGCUGAGUGGAUCCGAUUGAAGUUUAAUAAUAAAGUGUUGUUUUAUUUA
Messenger RNA from Pimephales promelas (fathead minnow), 1110 nucleotides. NCBI's taxonomy places the organism in Eukaryota, Metazoa, Chordata, Actinopteri, Cypriniformes, Leuciscidae. The record is from RefSeq and is a predicted model, not a curated record.